AUGUACCCUAGCAAGCACCAGGAUUUCUGUAUUCCCAAGUCAGUGAACUUCUUUUCCUAUGAAGAACCCUUGGGCAUCAUUUUAUCCUCUUCUGUUAUUCUGUUUUGCUUGUUCACAACUCUGGUGCUAGGAAUCUUUUGGAAUCAACAUGAGACUCCCAUAGUCAAAGCCAAUAACCGGCACCUCACCUAUGCUCUCCUAAUCUCCCUCCUGCUCUGCUUCCUAUGUGCCCUGCUCUUCAUCGGCCAGCCACACCAGGUGACAUGCCUCCUGCGACAAACUGCUUUUGGCAUCAUCUUUGCAGUGGCAGUUUCUUGCGUGCUCACAAAGACAUUCACGGUGGUUUUGGCCUUCAGAGCCACCAAACCAGGGAGCAAGGUGAGGAAGUGGAUGGGGAAGAGACUGGUGAACAUCCUCCUUCUUUCCUGUUGCCUUCUUCAGGGUGGGAUCUGCACUGUCUGGUUGGCAACUUCUACUCCUUUUCCAGAUAUUGACAUGCAUACAGCUACUGAAGAAAUCAUCCUGGAAUGUAACGAAGGAUCCAUAAAGAUGUUUUACUGUGUCCUGGGCUAUCUGGGCUUCCUGGCAAUGGUCAGCUUCAUGGUGGCCUUUCUUGCCCGGAAGCUCCCAGGCAGCUUCAUUGAGGCCAGGUUCAUUGCUUUCAGCAUGUUGGUCUUUUGCAGUGUGUGGUUAUCCUUUGUGCCUUCCUACCUGAGCACCAAAGGGAAAUGCUUGGUGACUGUAGAGAUCUUUUCUAUCUUAGCCUCCAGUUCUGGCUUGCUGGUUUGCAUCUUCUUCCCCAAAUGUCACAUCAUUUUGCUGAGACCCAAGUUGAACACAAAUAAGGAGAAGAGCUUGAAAAGAAGCAAGGCUGAUGCUGAAAGAUGCAAGAACCAUGAGCCACAGCCUCCACUUCAUGAGUAUCCACAUUUGGAUGAUCUCAUGAUUGGUGCCAUUGCUUCUCUGUCCUUCAUCGUUCCUGAUCCUUUAAGCUUCACUGGACAACCCGCACUUGCAUUGCUGGAUGAACUUCUGUAA
Molecule: messenger RNA, 1038 nt
Organism: Varanus komodoensis (Komodo dragon)
Lineage: Eukaryota; Metazoa; Chordata; Lepidosauria; Squamata; Varanidae
Product: vomeronasal type-2 receptor 26-like
Exons: 2
Coding region: 1-1038 (345 amino acids)
Biological process (GO): G protein-coupled receptor signaling pathway
Cellular component (GO): membrane
Molecular function (GO): G protein-coupled receptor activity
Source: RefSeq, a predicted model, not a curated record